CCUUCUUGCUUUUCUACCACCAUUGUUCAUUGCAAGAGCUCACUAACAGUAAUCAAAGAACUACCUAAACAAUGAGUGCUGGCAUGUUUCCCUAUGCAAGUGAUUUUGCCAUUUAUGGCGGAAAUUUUACUGUCAUCACAAAUGAUGAUAGCCAUAAGAUACACAAAUGGCUCAAUGCACCAGAUUGUUCAGCCAAUUUUGUGACUGCAGCAGACAACAGAUGCUCAGGCACUGGCCAAUGGAUAUUUGAACUUGAUGCAUACAAGGAAUGGGGAUCUAACCAUGGCAUUCUGUGGAUUCAAGGACCAGUUGGGUCAGGAAAGACCUUUCUACUCACAACAAUCAUUCAACACCUGGAAAAGAUGAACCAAAGAAGUCCUAUCUGGUAUCAUUAUUUUGAUACCCGGGAUAACACAGAGUCAAAGACCACAUAUAAGGGGUUCUUGUUGUCUUUGGUUCAGCAAAUGGGACUAUCAAGUGAGAGCAUCCAUCCUGCUCUCAACACCCUUCACAAGUCAAAGCCAUUUGGGCAACUCACAAAGCAGGAACUUGAGAACAUAUUGGAAACAAUGAUCAAAGACAGAAAUGAUAUGACCAUUGCUGUUGAUGCAUUGGAUGAAUGCCAAAAGGCAGAUGCAGACAAGGUGUUAAAUUGGCUGGCUGCAUCCUCAAAUCAGUUGCAGAUUGUUGUGACAAGCAGACUGAAACCAAAAUUGGUUGUACAAAAUCUGCUUCAAAUUCAACUUGGUAGUUCAAAGUCAAGAAUUGAUGAGGAUAUUGCAAGUUACAUUGAGCUCAAGAUUCGUGAUCAACCACAGUUCAAAGGUGACAUUAUUGGAGAAAUAAAGGAUACAUUGAACAAAGGUGCUCAAGGAAUAUUUCGCUGGGUUGACUGCCAAAUGAUGGAGUUGCAGAAAUGCAGGAGGAAGAGGGAUGUAAAAGAAGCUUUGAAGACAUUACCUGCGACUCUUACAGAAACAUAUGACCAGGCUUUGGGAAGGUUGACAGAAGAAGAAAAAAAAGACGUACAACAUCUACUUCUGUGGCUUCUUUAUGCUUUUGAGCCAUUGACCAGGAGAAAAGCCAAUGAAAUAUGGAAAAUUGACCUCUUGGAGCAGAAGUUUGAUCCAGAUGAAAUGGACCUUCAGGUGGAGGAGGUUAUUCCCUCUGCAUUUGUGACUGUAGGACAGGAUGAUAUCAUUCAACUAGCCCAUGCAUCAGUCAAGGAAUAUCUCAUUUCAUAUUGGGAAUCCAAAGAGAUGAGUGAUUCAUUGUCAAUCAAUGAACACUUAGCACAUGAUAUAAUGACUCAAACAACUAUCAUUUACCUCAUGCAACAUCAGAAGGCUUCAUUUGAUAGGGAGGGUUUGGUGGCUUAUGCAGUAGAGUAUUGGCUCUCACAUGCAUCAAAGGUGGAGGAGUUUAAAGUAGAAGGCCAAAGUCAGAAUCUGAUAUGUGCAAUUUUGGAAGACAAUGUACAGUUUUCAAAAUGGGAAGAAAUGUACAAUGAGCAUAUUACUUUUAUGACAGAUUGUACAGUAGGCCCAUUAUACUAUGGAGCCCUCAAUGGAUUGUAUGGGGCUGUGAGUCAUCUCAUACAAAGUGCUCAUAACCUGAAGAAAUAUGUUAAUGCAUCAGAAAUUGCUCUCCAGGCAGCCUCCUUCAAGGGGCAUAAGUCCACUGUGAAGUUGUUGCUGGAAAAUCAUGUGGAUGUGAAUGCACAAAGGGGGCACUUUGGAAAUGCACUCUAUUUAGCUUCAUAUAAUGGGCAUGAGUUCAUUGUGGAGUUGCUGCUGCAAAAUAAUGCUGAUGCUAAUGUACAAGGAGAAUACUAUGGGAAUGCUCUCCAGGCAGCCUCAUUUAAUGGGGAUGAGUUCAUUGUGAAGUUGCUGCUGGAACAUAAUGCAGAUGUGAAUGCACAAGGGGGAUACUAUGAGAAUGCUCUGCAGGCAGCCUCCUUAAAGGGGAAUGAGUCUAUUGUGAAGUUGUUACUGGAAAACAAUGCUGAUGUUAAUGCACAAGGGGGGCUCUUUGGAAAUGCUCUGCAGGCAGCCUCCUUAAAGGGGAAUGAGUCUAUUGUGAAGUUGCUGCUGGGAAGUAAUGCUGAUGUUAAUGCACAAGGGGGGUCCUAUGGAAAUGCUCUCCAGGCAGCCUCAUGUAUGGACCAUGAGUCCAUUGUGAAGUUGCUGCUGGAAAAUGAUGCUGAUGUUAAUGCACAAGGGGGGUACUAUGGGAAUGCUCUCCAGGCAGCCUCAUAUACAGGCCACAAUGUCAUUGUAAAGCUGCUGAUGGAAAAUGAUGCUGAUGUUAAUGCCCAAGGGGGGUCCUAUGGAAAUGCUCUCCAGGCAGCCUCAUGUAUGGACCAUGUGUUCAUUGUGAGAUGGCUGCUGGAAAAUAAUGCUGAUGUUAAUGCACAAGGGGGGGAAUAUGGGACUGCUCUGUAUGCAGCCUCAUGUAAGGGGCAUGAAUCCCUUGUGCAAUUGCUCCUGGAAAACAAUGCUAAUGUCAAUGCACAAGGGGGAGGAUAUGGGCAUGCUCUCCUGACAGCCUCCUCAAAUGGGUAUGAGUCCAUUGUGAAGUUGCUGCUGGAAAAUAAUGCUGAUGUUAAUUCACAAGGUGGUGAAUAUGGGAUUGCUCUCCAUGCAGCCUCAUAUAUGGGCCAUGUGAACAUUGUGAAGUUGCUGCUGGAACAUAAUGCUGAUGUUAAUGCCCAAGGGAAUUAUGGUGGAAAUGCUCUCCAGGCAGCCUCAUUUACUGGGGAUGAGUUCAUUGUGAAGUUGCUGCUGGAACAUAAUGCAGAUGUGAAUGCACAAGGGGGAUACUAUGGGAAUGCGCUUCAAGCAGCCUCUGUAAAGGGGUAUGAGUUGAUUGUGAAGUUGUUGUUGGAAAAUAAUGCUGCUGUCAAUGCACAAGGGGGGGAAUAUGGGAAUGCACUCCAGGCAGCCUCAUUGAAUGGGCAUGAGUCCAUUGUGAAGUUGCUGCUGGAACAUGAUGCGGAUGUGAAUGCACAAGGGGGAUACUAUGGGAAUGCUCUGCAGGCAGCCUCAUAUAAUGGCAAUGAGUCCAUUGUAAAGUUGCUGCUGGAAAAUGAUGCUGACAUCAAUAUGCAAGGGGGAUACUUGGGGAAUGCUCUCCAAGCAGCCUCAUUGAAUGGGAAUGAGUCCAUUGUAAAGUUGCUGCUGGAAAAUAGUGCUGAUGUCGAUACACAAGGCAGAGAAUAUGGGAAUGCUCUCCAGGCAGCCUCAAUCCAGGGCGAUGAGAACAUUGUGCAAUUACUGCUGCAAAAUGGUGCACUCCAUUGA
Molecule: messenger RNA, 3302 nt
Organism: Lentinula edodes (shiitake mushroom)
Lineage: Eukaryota; Fungi; Basidiomycota; Agaricomycetes; Agaricales; Omphalotaceae
Product: ankyrin repeat-containing domain protein
Exons: 7
Coding region: 72-3302 (1076 amino acids)
Molecular function (GO): ATP hydrolysis activity; protein binding
Source: RefSeq, a predicted model, not a curated record